Corylus avellana is the source of this 591-nucleotide messenger RNA. NCBI's taxonomy places the organism in Eukaryota, Viridiplantae, Streptophyta, Magnoliopsida, Fagales, Betulaceae. The record is from RefSeq and is a predicted model, not a curated record.
AUGAUCCCUCCUCAACAGCAUAUGGUUCCCUCUCAACAGCAGAUGGUCCCCACUCCGCAGCACUACCAGCCGUUCUCAGGAGAUAUUGUUCCAACCAAAUCCAUCUCUAACGACACCUCAACAAAUUCAUCCUUAUCUCCUAUUUUGGCCACCAAUCAUGACUCAUCACCUGCUUUGGUCACUCUCCAUCUAGCCAACGUCCCAAAUGUUUCAGCCCCUUGCUCAUCACCUGAUUUGGUCACCCACCCUUCAACCAACAUCCCAAAUGUUACGGCCCUUUACUCAUCACCUGCUUUGGUCACCCACCCUCCAGCAAAUGCCCCACCUGUUUCGGCCUCCAACUCUCUAGCAAACGUCCCACGUGUUUCGGCCUCCAACUCUCCAGCCAACGUCCCAAAUGUUACGACCUCCAACUCUCCAGCCAACAUCCCAAAUGUUACGGCCCCUUGCUCAUCACCUGCUUUGGUCACCCACCCUCCAACAACGUCCUACAUGUUUCGACCUCCAACUCUCCAGCAAAUGUCCCACAUGUUUCGGCCUCCAACUCUCAAGAUUUUGAUCCUAACAUUUGCAAUGACUCUCCUGCCAUAA